GUAGUUGUACUGUUUCUAAGCACUGAAAAUGACGAGCACACACACUCCUUAACUCUGAUUUCUUAUCGCGUUUUCAUCUACUUCAUACGACUAUAUCUCUAUAGGAGGAAGUCAUGCAUGCAUGCAUGUAUCCCCCCCCCCGUAAAACGAAUCUACACUCAGCAUUCUACCCAAUACCUCACCCUCCCCCCUUCCUCACAUCAACCAACCAACCAACCAACCAAAAGCAAUCCAACCCCUAAGAACAAACGUAAGGAUACGACGUUUUUCCAUACCCACCUACUACUAAUCUAAUCCCCUACGGAAGAAGAAUUUAAGGACUCGUAA
Molecule: messenger RNA, 327 nt
Organism: Aaosphaeria arxii CBS 175.79
Lineage: Eukaryota; Fungi; Ascomycota; Dothideomycetes; Pleosporales
Exons: 1
Coding region: 118-294 (58 amino acids)
Source: RefSeq, a predicted model, not a curated record